CAUGAGCGAUGAGCCACCACUGCAGACCAGCCUCACGGAGAACGCCACAGAUGUACCGGUGGCCUCAGCUAGGCAGGAGAACUAUGCGCUGCUGUUGGUGAUGCUGUCUAUGUUUGCUGGAGGAACACUGGUCCUGCUCUCUGUCCUCCUCAUCUGCUGCCAUCGCUGCUGUCAGAGUGGACGCCGUUACUCCAGAGCGAGUGAUGAUCUGGAGAAAACCAACACCACAUAUGUGGAGGAAAGUCAGCCUACUCAAGAUAUUACCAUCAGGAUGGAGAGUGCAGACACUCUGGCCUCCUCCAGCUGUCACGGUGAAGCAGACACAGAACGAUUCCAGUCCGCGGUGUACACGGGCCGGCGUGUUUCCUUCAACGAGGCGGCUAUGUACGAGCAGAACAAGAAGGACCAGGAAAAAGGUCGAAGGUAUACUCUUACAGAGGGUGACUUCCACCAUCUGAAAAAGGCUCGUUUGACCCACCUACACAUCCCCACUCCAGCGCUAAACAUCCUGACCAUCAUGGAGUGUGAUUCACCAAAGAAUAGCAUCACCCUGCGAGAACAGCAUCACAAACCUUCCAUUUCUAUAUUUCAGACUGGUGAGAGUACCCCACCUGAGAACCCAAGUUGUGCACUGCCUGGAGACACGCUAAACUCUGUACUAGACACCAGUUUUUCUUCCAUAACUUGUGAAGGCAGCUCUGAAACACCAAGAUCAAGGACAAUGGACGGGAUGGGAAGUGCUGGUUUAAGGAUGGAGGGUGACCAUGUGUUCAGCCCAGCAGCAGAACCACAUGAAACAGCUAUAGGAGUAGGUGGCUCGUCUUCAGGGCAGGGCAGCAUGCUUCACUUUUUGUCCCGACUGAGGCGCCAUGCAAGUCUGGAAGGAGCCAGCCCGUACUUUACCAUCAAAAAGUGGAAGUUACAUAGCAGGAACAGAGCAGCCAGUCUGGACAUGAGAGGUUCUCCUAGGAGGAGAGCAUUUCAGAGGCAAAGGGCAGCAAGUGAGACUCUAGAUCAGGCGGAGGAGGAUUCCCAGCAGCAAGUGGCAAACGGAGGAAGGGAUUUUUUGUUGUGUGCCCUUUCCAAUCACCCAAACACUGAACCCCCAAGACGACUCUCAGCCAGAUCCUUGGAAACAUCAAGUGUAAGCUGUUCGAUGCCGCCAGCCCCACUCAGCAGAUUAGAGGUGAAGGCUGUUUUGGAGGUCAACCCUGGAGCUGAAGACAGCCGGGCUCAAAUAGAACAAAAGAUCCCGCAGUCCAUUAGGUCUCAGGUGAAAAAUGAAGUAGAAGAAAAUGGGGAGAAUAAUGAGCACAUAUUAGGAGCAACAGGAGGUGAAGGCAUUAGCCAUGAAGGAACUUUGGAGUUUGGUUUGAUGACAAGACAGGAGAGCCUAGAUCAUCCCAACAUGUACCGGGACAUCUGGAACCUACGUGCAUCACUGGAACAGUAUGCGUCCUCAGACCUUAGCAGCAAUGACAGAGACUCCACACGUAGUGAUGCUGACAGUGUCUCUUCGCUAGGAGGCCCUGGUGCCUCUAGAACAGGCUUGACAAGUUACCAAUCACAAGACAUCGAUGAUGACAUUGACGAGGAUAACGAGCUGCCAUAUGAUGACGUGAUUAGAGAAGGAAGUAGUAGGCGGAAUGGCAGGAAUAGCGUGGAUUCGGAGAGAGGCGCCGACAGUGAAGCUGGAAGCCGGAAGCUUCUGCAGAUGGACAGCGGCUACGCUUCCAUCGAGGCUCCAUGCAAGGCACCUGAGGAACUGCGCCUGUUUGGGAGCAAUCCUGGUAAGACAGCAUCAGAACGUCGUCGAUUCUUCACUAAUUCUGGCCGGAAGGAGACGGUCUGUGAGAGUUUUGAGACUCGGCUGUUUAAAGAGGAGUUGGAAGAAGAGGCAUCGGAAGGCAGCAUUAGCACAGAGUCAGAGGCUCCUUCUACUGUACCACAAAGUGAACCAAGCACCUUAGUCAGAGACACGCCCGAACUACAGGCUCAAACCAAAGCCAGGAAACACUUCCGUCGCAGAGACUACAGCAUUGAUGAAAGGACAGAGGCACUUUUUAAUGAAUUCCUACGUCACGAUCCUCAGUUUGAUCAGCAAAGUUCACCUUUGCUGCGCCACCGGCAUCGCUCACGGAUUCACCUGCGCAAGCAGUGGCAACGCACCAAGCAGUACAGCGACCCUGGAGGUGCACGAUACUCCCUGGAGCGACAGCGUAGCUACACUUUGCGGAGGGGUGACAGUGCCAAUUACCCACUGGAUACACGAUACCACAGUACCCUUCCACGUAUUGCUAGUGCUGCAGACGAGGAGGUCAGCGAGGGAGCAACCAAUGAAAGCACAGAAUCACCAGAAGAACAAGGCUCUGGUCCGGCACCUGAGGACAACUCAAACAACAGCAGUAACAAUACUAGUCCUCGACUUAAGUCAGCAAUAGAGGGGCAUCCCAUCAUGCUGUUUUCUACCCCUUCACAAGACAAUGCCAUGGAUAGUUUUGGGAUACUGGAAGACUGUGGUACUGCUACAGGACAUAGCCAAUGGCACACACAUAUGGAUGCUGACAUUCAGAAUCCAGAAAAUAUAUAUCACUUCGAGAAGGACACUAUAGACAAAAACUACAUGCAUAGUGUAGUGGACACCAGCCCAUCAAAUAAACUGGUAAGCAAUCUAGAUGAUUGGCUGUACACCAGCCUGAGGAAGACUCAAAGCAGUCAGGAGUGCAUGGUAUCCGUGACCCACGUCUCUCCAGAUCAUAACCAGGACUAAUAGCCUGAUGAACAACAGUAAUCUGACUGAGAUGAGUAGACGGUCUAGAUUAGCAGGAAACCCCAGAGUAUGGAAGAGACUGUGGAAGAGGUGAAUCAUGUUUAUCUGUAAGGUUAAAGUAUGAAAGCAAGCCAAUUCCCUCUCCCAUAAUCUCAGAGGUCCUCAUUAUUAAUGCAUGUGUUGUAUCGACAGUCACUCUGUUUUUUAAUGCAGGGUUGACAGGGCAUGCUAUUGUCUCAAACUAGAGAAGAUAUAGUAGAGAUUAAUAUGCAGACAAUUACAUUUAAAAGGUAGUGUGUACAUUUUUU
Messenger RNA from Trichomycterus rosablanca, 3078 nucleotides. Its product is annotated as voltage-dependent calcium channel beta subunit-associated regulatory protein. Bases 2 to 2770 code for a protein of 922 amino acids. Gene Ontology annotation, molecular function: transmembrane transporter binding. Gene Ontology annotation, cellular component: plasma membrane; secretory granule. The transcript has 9 exons. Gene Ontology annotation, biological process: negative regulation of voltage-gated calcium channel activity; negative regulation of calcium ion-dependent exocytosis. The record is from RefSeq and is a predicted model, not a curated record. NCBI's taxonomy places the organism in Eukaryota, Metazoa, Chordata, Actinopteri, Siluriformes, Trichomycteridae.